Messenger RNA from Dreissena polymorpha, 5995 nucleotides. Its product is annotated as glycylpeptide N-tetradecanoyltransferase-like. The transcript is spliced from 14 exons. Gene Ontology annotation, biological process: N-terminal peptidyl-glycine N-myristoylation. NCBI's taxonomy places the organism in Eukaryota, Metazoa, Mollusca, Bivalvia, Myida, Dreissenidae. Gene Ontology annotation, molecular function: glycylpeptide N-tetradecanoyltransferase activity. Gene Ontology annotation, cellular component: cytoplasm. The record is from RefSeq and is a predicted model, not a curated record. Bases 2 to 1696 code for a protein of 564 amino acids.
CAUGCAAAUUUUGACAGGCAUGGCGGAUGCCGAUUCAUUGUACGAGCUUAGCUCGGAUCAAGACGUUGAUCCUGAUGCCAUUGAUGGCGAUGUUGAAACUAACGACACGGCAGACGAUGGGGUUGGAGAAUCUCUCAAGGUCAAGAAGAGCAGGAAGAAGAAGAUGCGUCGACCGAGGGACUUUGAGAAAUCCAGCGGGGACUCUGACAGUCAGACAAUGAGUGAGGACCAGGAAAUCCAUGAACAUCAUCAUCAUCACCACCACUGCCACUCACACCACCAUAUGGAAGGAAAAAAGAAACAGGACAGCUACCUAUCUGGGUCUGGCGCGGAGGCUGACACAGAGGGGCAGGACACUACACAUGAGAUAGGGGCUGCAGAGGAAAGGGACAGCAGGGGACCCAAGUCUCCUAGCAACAUAAAAAACACUGGGCCUGAAACUAUGUUUACCAAUUCCCAGAUUCAGAAGACAGUUAAAGACUUGGAGUUGUUGUCCCUGAUGUCAACCAAUGCUGCUCCAAAGUCUCUAGACGAGGCAGCCAAGAAACGAUACCAGUUCUGGGAAACACAGCCGGUACCAAAAAUCAAUGAGAAAGUGGAUGGGAAUGAAGAGAUUGAGGCAGACAAAACUGCAACGGAGAUAAGACAGGAUUCAUACUCCCUCCCUGCGGGAUUCAAGUGGGACACACUUGAUAUACGGGACCCUCUCAUUUUGAAAGAGCUAUAUACCUUGCUGAAUGAAAACUAUGUGGAGGAUGAUGACAACAUGUUCAGGUUUGACUACUCGCCCGAAUUCUUGCAAUGGGCUCUCCAGCCCCCAGGUUGGCUCAAGGACUGGCACUGUGGGGUGCGGGUGGUUAAGAGUGGCAAGCUUGUGGGCUUCAUCAGCGCUGUGCCCGCACAUGUCAAGAUCUAUGAAAAACAGAAACGUAUGGUAGAGAUUAACUUCCUCUGUGUUCACAAGAAGCUGCGAUCAAAGCGAGUGGCGCCAGUUCUGAUAAGGGAGAUAACUCGCAGAGUGCAUUUGCGAGGACUGUUCCAGGCUGUUUAUACGGCAGGAGUUGUCCUUCCUAAACCAGUUGCCAGUUGUAGAUACUGGCACAGGUCGUUGAACCCUAAGAAGUUGAUCGAGGUGAAGUUCUCUCAUCUCACUAGGAACAUGACAAUGCAGAGGACACUGAAACUCUACAAACUGCCUGAACAAACAAAAGUGCGGGGGUUCAGACUGUUCACUCCAGCAGAUGUUACAGAGACUUUUCAGCUUUUAGCAAAGUACUUAAAUGGACUUGAUCUGUCACCAGUGUUUACUGAAGAGGAGUUCAGACAUUGGUUUAUACCACGUAAAGGCAUCAUUGACAGCUUUGUUGUAGAGAACAACGGUGUGAUAACAGACUUUGUUAGUUUCUACUCGCUGCCCUCCACUGUGAUGCACCACCCUGUGCAUAAGACCCUGCGUGCGGCGUACUCAUUCUACAACGUGAGCACUGUCACCCCCUGGGUGGAUCUUAUGCAGGAUGCACUUAUCAUGGCAAAGAAUCUGGGUUUUGAUGUCUUCAAUGCCCUGGACCUGAUGCAGAACAAGCAAUUCCUGGACAAGUUAAAGUUUGGUAUCGGGGACGGUAACUUGCAGUACUACCUGUAUAACUGGCGCUGCACACAGAUGGAACCUUAUCAGGUUGGUCUAGUACUGCAAUGAGGUAACCUAUCUGCUAGUUCAUCUGUCCCCAGCCAUAUGUGCUCUUGCUCAUCAGACAUCAUCAAGUCUCCUACAAUUUCAUGUAGUGUUUAACCCUUUACCACGUUAAUAUGUUUGUUAUUCUUAGAAAAUCAAAUUAUAGUUUAGACCCUGUUACUAGAUUCAACUUUUGACAGCAUCUUUUCCAACCAUAAGGUACUGAUGUGCAGCAGUACUGAGGAACAGACUGCAAGUUUCUCUCACUUUAAUGUAGAGAGUGGGAACUGGUUAACGGUUACCCUUUUCCCUUAUAAACACAUUUUGAGCAUUUGAAGUCCUUAAGAAAAUCAAAUUGAAUAUAAGUCCUUUCUUAAUAUAUUUAAGUUUGAAAGGCUUUAUUUCCAACCAUAAGAUUAAUGAUGUGUAGCAAACAGCACAAAACCUGAACAGACUGCGAGGGCUUUUCUGGUUUAAUGCUGGUUGCAAAAACCAUUUUCACUUUGCUUCUGAUGGGGAAAGGGUUAAUGGACACAUGCUGGUCAAAGCUAGCAUGUAUCAAACAUAAGUAUUGUUUUUCUUUACAUGACAGGGUCUCUUUGAUAGUGCUAUUUCCUGGGAAUUCAAACAAAUGGCAAAUGAAGAUUGAUUGCAGUGUAAAAAAAAGAUAGGAACAAACUAUGAAUCUUAGGUGUAAAUAACUUCAUAACUUACCUUUUAUUGAGUUAUACAAAAUAUAAAAGUAAUAUUUUCAAAUGUAUACUUAACCCUUAAAGCGCUGGAGCCGAAUUUUAAAGGCCUUUGCAAACAGUUUGGAUCCAGAUGAGACGCCACAUAACGUGGCGUCUCAUCUGGAUCCAAACUGUUUGCUAUUCUGAUAGUAUUCUUUGAAAAAAAAUGAAGAAAAUGCUUAUUUUAGAAAUUCAGCAGACGACAUUUUAGCAGAAGACAAAUUACCCAGCAUGCAAAGGGUUAAAACCCUAAUGAACUUGACAUUAUUUUAUAUUGAAGUUCUUCCAUAAAAUGUAUAACCCACAAGGUAUCACGAUGCAAAAUAAAAAUUCUGUAGAAGAUUUGUUCCCAAGCAAUACUUCAGCAUGAAAAUAUUAUGUAAUAACAAGUCAAUUUUGAUCUGAGCUUCUUUGGAUCAGUUUAGUAUUGAGUGAAACAGUAUCUGCUGUAGAGAAAUGCAGAAGGAUAUGAACUUUUUCAUGCGAAAAUGGGUCAUAUGACAUUUGCGAUGAGAAUAGCUCCAGACUAGAUUGCACAGUGUGGUCAGGGGCUAUGCUGUCCCCUUAAACCCUUUCCUGCUCAGAACAAAGUGAAAAUUGCUAUGUGUAACUCGCAGUCUGUUCAGGUUUUUAUGCUGUUUGCUGCUCAUCAGUAUCUAAGGGUUGGAAAUGAAGCCUUUAAAACUUGAAUCUAGUAAGAAAGGUCUUUAUUUACAUUUAACUUUCUUAGGGACUACAAAUGUGUAAGCAUUAGUAUCUAAGGGGUAAAGUAGCGCAUGGUAUCAGUGUCUUAUAGCAGAUGGGGUAGAUCCUGACCAGAUGCACAGGCUGUGUUGGAGCUCCUAUUGCUAAAGACUAGUUUUUGCAUGACCUAAGUCAUUAGAAAAUUCUGACUUAUACUUUACCAAUGGAUAUUUCAAUACAUGUAAACAGAAGAAAAUUUGUGGGGAAAAUGAGAAUUAAAACUAUGACUUGAAUAAUAAUCCAGAGCAUUUUCAUUGAUUAUUGUGUCUCAACAGUUGCAUGGACCCAGUGUGCAGUUGAUAACAUUUUGUAUUUGAUAAGUUUAUAACUUACAACUUAAAAAAUUAUUAUACUGUUUUGUUUAUGGAUAUUUGUAAAUCCACCCAUGUAAUUGUGUGCAUGAUUGCUUAUAUCACAUAGUGUUAAGGGGUGUUGAGGCAGUUUAUUUGACCGAGGAUGCCGGUAUAUUUAUAGCAACGUCCAGAUGGUUUCCGGAUGAAAACUCAAGAGGGCUUAUGCCAAGGAUCAUGAAACUUCAUAGGUACAUUGAUCUUGACUCGCAGAUGACCCCUUAUGAUUUUCAGGUCACUAGAUCAAAGGUCAAGGUCACGAUGACCCGAAAUAGUUAAAUGGUCUCCGAAUGAUAACUCAAGAACACUUAUGCCUAGGAUCAUGAAACUUCAUAGAUACAUUGAUCAUGACUCGCAGAUGACCCCUAUUGAUUUAUUUUAGGAUCACAAGGUCAAAGGUCAAGGUCAUGACGACCCAAAACAGUAAAAUGGUUUCCGGAUGAUAACUCAAGAACGCUUAGGCCUAGGAUCAUGAAACUUCAUAGAUACAUUGAUCAUGACUCGCAGAUAACCCCUAAUGAUUUUCAGGUCACUAGGUCAAAGGUCAAGGUCAUGAUAACCCGAAAAAGUAAAAUGGUUUCCAGAUGAUGACUCAAGAACGCUUAGGCCUAAGACCAUGAGAACUACCGGGGUGAAUGAUUCUAACCAGUUUUAAAUCAUUGUUAUGAUUGCAUAACUGUACAUAUUUAAGUGGGGAUUAUGUUGGUGUGUAUGACUUAUUUAUCAUAUUGUGUUAACAUUUUGAAUAAUUUGUUUUAAUAUGAGAAGAAGAUUUAUUGUGUCUGUUUAGUACGAUUGUUUUUGCUUCAUUGAAACCAGAAUUUAAUCUUAAAAAGAUAUGUUAAGUAUAUAUUUUGCAAGGAAAAUAAAUGUACAUGCAUUAUAAAGAUAUAUGUAUGAAUAGAAAUUGUCUGUUAAUAAGUCUUUAACGCCUAACUUUUUUAUAUAAAUGAAGACCCAAACCUAAUGUCAAGUUUAUGAGUGGUGUUAUAUUUGUUUCAUUGUAUGAAAACACUAUAAACGAAUAAAUUGUCUAGUGUAAUUAAAGUUUGUUUUUUUAGCCCUGUAUCUAUAUUUUAUGUGUUGACAUUUGAAAAUCAUAAAGAAUAUGUACAAAACAAUUAUCACAGUAAAUGUUUAUAUAUUAUAUUUAAAGUCUCAAACGUUUCUUAGGUGUUAUGGAAGCAUUAAGUGUUUUCAUACUUUGUGUAUGAAGGAUCAAUUUCAAAGUUUUCUAACAUUUUAUGUAUUAAUACUCAGACUGAAACAUUGUUGGACGAUUUUGAGACAAACGCUUCAAAAGUGCUUCUGGUUUAUAGCUAAUAUUUAGUUUUCUAAAGCAUAUAAUUUCAAGUGUCUUUUUAUGCCCCCAGUAGGGUGGCAUAUAGCAGUUGAACUGUCCGUCAGUCAGUAUGUCAGUAUGUGUGUAUGUCAGCCCGUCCGUCCGAAAAAAACUUUAACGUGGGCCAUAACUUUUUCACUAUUGAAGAUAGCAGCUUGAUAUUUGGCAUACAUGUGUAUCUCAUGGAGCUGAAUAUUUUGAGCGGUGAAAGGUCAAGGUCAUCCAUCAAGGUCAAGGUCAUCCUACAAGGUCAAAUGUCAAAUAAAUGGCGUCUGUCUGUCCGAAAACUUUAACAUUGGCCAUAACUUUUUCAAUAUUGAAGAUAGCAACUUGAUAUUUGGCAUGCAUGUGCAUCUCACGGAGCUGCACAUUUUUAGUGGUGAAAGGUGAAGGUGAAGGUCAUCCUUCAAGGUCAAAUAUCAAAUAUAUGGCGUCUGUCUGUCUGAAAACUUUAACAUUGGCCAUAACUUUUUCAAUAUUGAAGAUAGCUACUUGAUAUUUGACAUGCAUGUGUAUCUCAUGAAGCUGCACAUUUUGAGUGGUGGAAGGUCAAGGUCAUCCUUUAAGGUCAAAGGUAAAAAAAAAAUAUAUAAAAAAAUAAAAGAGGCAUUCUCAUGAAGCUGAACAUUUUGAGUGGUGGAAGUUAAAGGUCAAGGUCAACCUUCAAGGUUAAAGUCAAAAAAGAAAAAAAAUCAAAGUGGCGUUCUCAUGAAGCUGCACAUUUUGAGUGGUGGAAGUUCAAGGUCAAGGUCAUCCUUCAAGGUCAAGGGUAAAAAAAACAUGAACAAAAUUAUUUUUUUCAAAGUGCAAUAGGGGGCAUUGUGUUUCUGACGAACACAUCUCUUGUUGGGCUAUAUUUUGGAAACACCAAAGAGAAGAAAAAACAUGCCCCGCUUUUAGGGUUCACCAAAAUUUAUUAACUAACAUACUACUACGUUGUUAAACAAUCAAUUUAAUCAAAAGGUAGUAAUUAGCUGUCCAAACAUGUGUUCUUUGGGCAUCAGUGUUGGACACUUCUAGUUUAUUUAUAUAUUUCUAUUGCAACCCAGCAAGUUUCAAUUAUUGUGUGACAUUUACCAUUGAUUAGAAUAGAUUUUGUACAUGUUCAAUAUUUAUUAAUCUUGACUUUCUACAUUCAUUAAAUAUAGAUAAUGUA